GUAGUUACUGUCUGUAUCUUUAUUCUGAACAGUUACUAGUAUCAUUAUUUUAUAAUUUUUAUGACAAGAAGUUACCAUAAAGAUAAUGUUUAAAAUUUGUUAAUUAGUACAGGUCUACACUGCACGAGCAAUUCGCAAAAGAAAUUGCAAACAGUGCUGUUGCAUAUUAUAUAAUGUUGUACAUCUAGGAUCUUCGUAUCAGUCCUGGUAGUAUUGUCCCACUGUUGGGCACGGGCUUCCACGACUGAGAGGUUAGGACUUGCGGCUAUCGGGUUGGCUCAUUACGAGUUGGUACGGUCACUUUGAAACUCUUAUGAAGGGAUUAGAGCUCUUGAUAUUAUGCCCGUGGACCUCGUAUUUUUCUUAAUUAAAAAAAACUUAAUAUAUUGAUAUGAUGAUAUAUUUAAACAAAUUAUACGGAAUAAUUGAGUAGAUUUGAAUAUAACACUAAAAACCUCACUAACUAAAUAAUCUAUCAUAUAAAACAUUUUUAAAUUCAUGUAUAGCUUUAAACUUAACGGUAUUUUUAUUGACUUCAUUUACAUCGCAUAAUUACAUAUUCUUGUUUACUUUUGCCAUUCGAAUAUCAAAUAAAAACAGAGUUAUUAGGACAACAUAUUUGUACUUUUCCUUUCGUAGACUAUACCCAAUAUUAUUUUCACUACACCUGGUAUAAUAUUUGUGGAUGAGUCAAUGCUUGCUUCAUUAUAAUCUUCGAUCACUUUUUUGAAGAUGAAUGUUAUUAUAUUUUAAUAAUUAAAUUAAUAGAGACGUUUACAUUGUUUGCAAAUUAUAUUGAAAACAUGUGUAGUAUUUUUAGUUUCUGACUAAAAAACGUAUCUAAAUAUCAUAGAUCCAGUGUGGAAAAAAUGCAUCCGUUGUAUAAAUAAUAGAAUGGCCGUAAAUUAUUUAGAAUGAUUAGAAUGCUGUGUACAAGGUUAUGUUUAUUGUUCAGUGGUUAUUGUGGGGAUUUGAGAAAUAGGUUUUCGUACACUUUAAAAAUGGCUCUACUAGAAAAAGUUUAUGUCGUAUGGUUAGUAAAAGAGUGAGCCAAGUGGAAAGCGUAGGAGAUUGAUAGUAGCCCGGUCUUCCCACAUUUUAGUCUUUAAUUUUAAAGAUAUAUUGAACUCUAGAAUAGACCACGAUUCUAGAGUUGUACUGGCGUUGCCAAUUCUUCUCCCGAUUUAUUCGUUGCACCUAUGAUGAUUAUCAGGUCUCUAUUUACGUCUCCUUAUUCUAUACAAAUGAUAUCAUUUAGCGAAGCCUGCCUAGUAAUAGGCAAGCGGAGUCACGGCAGGUCGCUAGUUCUUGCUACACUGCGCUGGCGUCGGCGCGGUCAAGGCCGCCGCGUCACCUUGUGCUGACCCGCGCCGGUCGUUGAUCAAACAUUCUAUUGUUUACAAACGUAAAAAAUAAUAAUUUGAAUUGAGCUUUUGACGUAGACGUAUACUAUCAAAGUAUAUUGUGUAAUACGCAAGAAUUGUUGAGAUUUUUUGCAACUUUCCUGGAGAUGAAUACCGCCCAUGGGAUAGAGGUCUCUGUCAUAUUGAAUAAAUAAUAUAUUUGACUAUGCCCUUUAUUUCUUCCAUACCGCGGACUUACGUAGUUAUUGAAACUCGUUCUUCGACAAGACGGUAAUUGUUUAAUUAAUUAGACAGGCCCCAAAACCAGAACUAGCCCAGAGCCCACCAACUGUCGGUGCGUACUUUAAUUCAUGAAGUGCUGUAGGAAUAAUCCGCAUUAGAAUAGAGGGCAGUGUACCUAGUUAAUGGUGCAGGUCAGACUAUAUCUUAUCAUUCCUUUCUUAUAGAAAACAAAAGAAUAAAUAAAUACACAACUGUGACAGUCGCACUGUUAUCUCUUAUCAGAUUUAUUAGAGCAGACAGUUAUUGGAAAGUUUCCGAUAAAACAUUAUAAGUAAGUACUUACUCCAAAUAUAAGAACGCGGAUAAAAUAAUUAUUAAGUUAUAUAAGUAAUUGCUAUUUUAUAGUUAACGAAAAAUUAUAAGAAAUAUAAGGGGUUCCAACUUUCGUAAGUAAUCAGCCAUUGAAAAGUAAAAAAAAAUGUAUUUAUAUUCUCGGCUGAAAUAAGUUUUUUUUUUAUUCAGAGUAGCUUCUUUAGAAUUCCAAUAUUACCCUCAUUUUAAUGUAAGAUACUACUUAAAUUUAUUUGCAAAAUUACUUUAAUAAACAUUUGCUCACUUUUUAUUUUAAGGUGCACGUUUUAUUAAACCUUGAUAUUUCCAUUAGGAAAAUACAUAUUUGCGGUGGGAUAGUCCUCAUUUUACAGAAUAUACCUCUCUAUAUUACGUCUUUGUUAGUUUUUUUUUUAAUUAUUUAUCCGAAUUACUUAGAACAAGGAGUUCGCGCCACAUUCACGUGAUAUUAGAAGCAGUACGAUUGCAAAAAACAGUAGUAAAACAAAGCAACGCUUUGGUACUUUUCCAAUAAUAAGCAUCAUUUUAAUAACAUGCUUGUAACAGUUAAAUAUAUGAAUAUGCAAAUUAUACAUAUAAAGAUAAUGAAACUGAAGUGGCUUACAUUUUAAUAUGACUCAAGGCAGGACGAUGACCCCAGUUCGGUUUUUCGAAGUGGAUAUAUUAAUUAGUAUUAACUCAUAUUGCUAGCUCACCGUAUAUUAAAUUAACUACAUGUACCUAUCAAUUGGAUACUGUAACCUUUGCCGUACACACAUAGACCAUAUUAUAUAGAAAGAGAGUAUGGCCAUCAGCACAGUAAGCGCGGCGGUUGCGGCUGCGCUGCAGUUCUUCGCAUCCUCGCAGUUCUUCCUCACGGAACCAUGGCCAAGAGAUGCUAAUAUAUACAAUGGUUCGAGAUAUGACUUCAUAGUUGUGGGUUGUGGUACGGCCGGCUCGACAGUAGCUGCACGACUGGCAGAGGUGGCCAACUUCUCUAUAUUGGUACUGGAGGCUGGAGGGAACCCGCCCCAAGAGAGCAUUAUACCAGAAUUUAAGAAUGCUCUCAAGGCUAGCAAGUAUGACUGGAAUUUAACAACUGUAAAUAAUAUGCGGACGAGUCAAGCCCUCACCGGCGGAGUUGAGCGACAGCCGCGCGGCAAGAUGCUCGGCGGCAGCGGCUCCAUCAACGACAUGAUCUACGCGCGAGGGUUCCCGCAGGACUACCAGGAGUGGGCCAGCCUUAUCGGCAACAAGUGGAAUUGGCAGAACGUGCUUAGGGCCUUCAAGAAAACCGAAAAUAUGACCGAUGUCAAUAUCAUAAACAAUCCUUAUUUCAUGCAGUACCAUAGCCAAGAUGGUGAAAUAGAAGUCGCGGGCUUUAAAGACACCACACUGGCCAUUGAAAAGUUUUUGGAAGCCUUCAACGAGCUAGGAUUUGAUAUAGUUGAUGACAUGACUAAUCCGUAUAAGAUUGGGGUCGGGCGAUUCUCACACACCAUACAAGAUGGCAAAAGGCAUAGUUCUCUAACAGCCCUUCUUAAUAAAAUAACAACACCAAACUUAUUCCUCCUGAAAUACGCGACGGUGAACAAAGUUUUGAUUGAAAACAACACAGCGGUUGGCGUCAGCGUUAUGAUUAACAACCAAGAGUAUGUAUUCUAUGCCAAUAAUGAAGUUAUUGUCUCAGGAGGAACGUUUAAUACUCCUAAAAUAUUACAGUUGUCCGGGAUAGGCCCGAGAGAACAUCUCGAGUCUCUAGGCAUAAAGGUGGUCCAGGAUCUACCUGUUGGCGACAAUUUGCAAGAUCAUACCAUGGUGUUGACAUACCUGGCAGCUGACAACGGCACUUGCGCGCAAGACGAUGCGCUGAACUCAUUGAAUAUGAUAAGAUACCUUUACGAUAGAACAGGGACACUGUCUAAGUCAGAAAGUAUGGCCGCCUACUUACCACUGAGUAACGCGGAGCCAAACCUACCGGAAUUUGCUUUUUACCCAGUGUGUAUCCCGCAGGGCCCUGGCUUCAGCGAGGGUUGUUCGAUCAUCGGCUUCAAUGAGGAUCUCUGUGCUACAUUAACCUCAACUAACUUGAACUACGAAUUACUCUCUAUAGCCGUGGUACUGCUGAAGCCUAAAUCCAGAGGGGAAGUGAGGUUGAAUUCAAUUGAUCCUUUGGACGAUCCAUUAAUUUACGCUGGUACCUUCAACAACUCUGAAGACUUGGAACAUUAUCCCAGACUAAUCAAAUUAGCCAGAUCGUUAGUAAACACCACAUAUUUCAAGAGUAAGAAUGCUCAUGUGGUAGACGUUAGGCUGAAACAAUGUGACGGUUUGGAAGGCGAUGAUGAGUUGAAGUGCAUAGCGACGGCCAUGGCAAUGACGGCGUGGCAUCCCGUAGGCACGGCUGCUAUGGGUUCUGUUGUCGAUUGUAAUCUGAAAGUUAUAGGAGUGGAGGGUUUGAGGGUGGUGGACGCCAGUGUGAUGCCGACAGUAGUAAGAGGUAACACUAACGCGCCGGCCGUGAUGGUGGCCGAGAUAGCCGCUGAGACCAUCAAACAGCAUUAUUUGGGAUGGUGCUGAAGUAGAUAAAAUAUACCUGUAUUGUUAUCAAAGACACUGUCUAAACAGAUCAUUUUAUGUAAUGGACUUUUUUUUUCUCACUAAGUCUCUGGUUUUCAAUCGCUGGCGAUUGGCCGAUGCUGGUAUCGGUAACCAAAAGUUACUAGAUUUGUGUACUUACUGCUUUAGUUUAUGUCAUCCUGGUACUAAGAAUCUGGAUGCACCUUUGUUUUGCAAACAGUAUUUUUCUGUUCUAUUGUCCGUCUUGUCAAAUUCUAUUCAUGUUAUAAUUUACGAGUUUUUAAUAAAAUAAAUUGUUUUGUAAAUAUUUU
Messenger RNA from Manduca sexta (tobacco hornworm), 4807 nucleotides. Its product is annotated as alcohol dehydrogenase [acceptor]. The transcript has 4 exons. The record is from RefSeq and is a predicted model, not a curated record. NCBI's taxonomy places the organism in Eukaryota, Metazoa, Arthropoda, Insecta, Lepidoptera, Sphingidae. The coding region runs from base 2721 to 4496 and encodes 591 amino acids. Gene Ontology annotation, molecular function: flavin adenine dinucleotide binding; ecdysone oxidase activity.